Sebastes umbrosus (honeycomb rockfish) is the source of this 7367-nucleotide messenger RNA. It is a transcript of the gene synj1, whose product is annotated as synaptojanin 1. Gene Ontology annotation, biological process: phosphatidylinositol dephosphorylation; synaptic vesicle endocytosis. Lineage: Eukaryota; Metazoa; Chordata; Actinopteri; Perciformes; Sebastidae. The record is from RefSeq and is a predicted model, not a curated record. The transcript is spliced from 33 exons. Gene Ontology annotation, molecular function: phosphatidylinositol-4,5-bisphosphate 5-phosphatase activity; nucleic acid binding. The coding region runs from base 160 to 5292 and encodes 1710 amino acids.
CCUUUCCUCUGUGUCAUUUAAAUAAAACCUACAAAAGUAAGCCGAAAUUAAAACGUAUGCACCAGUUUAACAACAAGCUUUAUGUUUUACACGACCGAGUCUGCUCAAAUGUAUGUACCGUAAAUGUAAUAACGUAGGUUUUUUCAUCUUGGAUCAACAAUGGCCUUCAGCAAGGGAUAUCGCAUUUACCACAAGCUGGACCCACCCCCGUACAGUGUCAUAGUGGAAACUAGGACCCGGGAAGAAUGCCUCAUGUUUGAAUCAGGGGCUGUUGCCGUUCUGUCGGCGGCCGAGAAGGAGGCCAUUAAAAACUCAUACGCCAAGAUUGUUGAUGCCUAUGGCAUCCUGGGCGUCCUCCGGCUCAACCUGGGUGACUCCAUGCUCCACAGUCUGGUGGUUGUGACAGGAUGCAGCUCCGUGGGGAAGGUGCAGGAUUCGGAGGUGUUCAGAGUCACACAGACAGACUUUAUAUCGCUGAAGAAUGAUCCAGGAGAUGAGGACCGGAUCUCUGAAGUGAGAAAGGUUCUGAACUCAGGACACUUCUACUUUGCCUGGUCUCCCACUGGAGCCAGCAUGGACUUGAGUCUCAAUGCACAUCGCAGGAUCCUAGAGGACACUACAGAUAACCGCUUCUUUUGGAACCAAUCUCUGCACCUGCACCUGAAACACUACGGCGUAAACUGUGACGACUGGCUGUUGAGGCUGAUGUGUGGCGGUGUGGAGAUCAGGACGAUCUAUGCAGGGCACAAACAGGCCAAGGCCUGCAUUUUCUCCCGCCUCAGCUCAGAGCGAGCCGGCACGCGAUUCAACGUCCGAGGAACGAAUGACGACGGACAGGUGGCCAAUUUUGUGGAGACUGAACAGGUUAUUUUCCUGGAUGACAAAGUCUCAUCCUUCAUACAGAUCCGUGGGUCCAUUCCUCUUUUCUGGGAACAGCCAGGAAUCCAGAAAAAGUCCUUAAAGGGUGUUUUGUUGCACCUGAAUGAGAAUCGGCGCCAUAAUGGGAUGGAUGAGAACCCUCACCUGGUCGGCUCUCAUCGUGUCAAACUCUCAAGGGGAUUCGAGGCAAAUGCGCCAGCAUUCGAAAGACACUUCACAGCACUGCGGAGGUUGUAUGGUAAACAGGUGAUCAUCAACCUGCUUGGGAGUAAGGAAGGGGAACACAUGCUCAGCAAAGCUUUUCAGAGUCACCUGAAGGCAUCAGAGCAUGUAGGAGCAGUGAAAAUGGUGAACUUUGACUACCAUCAAAAUGUGAAGGGGGGCAAAGCAGACAAACUCCACAGUAUCCUCAAACCCUACCUCAACAAGUUCAUAGAAGAGUGUGGGAUCUUCUACUACUCUGGAGAGGCAGGCAUCGCAAGGACUCAGGGAGGGACCAUUAGGACCAACUGCCUGGACUGUCUGGAUAGAACCAACAGUGUCCAGGCCUUCUUUGCCCUUGAGAUGCUGCCAAAGCAGCUGGAGGAAAUGAGUCUGACGGAGAAACCCCAGCUGGUGGCCAGGUUCCAGGAGGUUUUUAGGACCAUGUGGUCUGCCAACGGAGACUCCGUCAGUAAGAUCUACGCAGGCACCGGUGCCCUGGAUGGCAAGGCCAAGGCGGGGAAGCUAAAAGAUGGCGCUCGUUCUGUGACGAGGACGAUCCAGAACAACUUCUUCGACAGCUCCAAGCAAGAGGCUAUAGACAUCCUGAGGCUGGGCUCCACACUCAACAGCGAUUUGGCGGACAAAGCUCGGGCCUUGCUCACCACUUCCAGUCUUUAUGUCACUGAGCCCGUCUUACAAUCAGCCUCCCCUAGAGUGUUGCUGGGAAUGUGUCAGAACUACCAUAAAUACACAAAACCCAAGCAGAUCCGAGUGGGUGUCGGCACCUGGAAUGUCAACGGGGGUAAACAGUUUCGCAGCAUUGCUUUCCGCAACCAGACGCUCAACGACUGGCUGUUGGAUGCUCCGAAGAAGGCAGGGCUUCCCGAUUUCCAGGACAGCAAAGCCAACCCGAUAGAUAUCUUUGCCAUCGGUUUUGAGGAAAUGGUUGAACUGAAUGCUGGCAAUAUUGUCAGUGCGAGCACUACAAACCAGAAACUAUGGGCAGCUGAGCUCCAAAAAAACAUAUCGCGGGACCACAAGUAUGUGCUGCUUGCUUCAGAGCAGCUGGUGGGAGUGUGUCUGUUUGUUUUCAUCCGCCCACAGCACGCACCCUUCAUCAGGGAUGUUGCUGUAGACACUGUAAAAACCGGGAUGGGCGGGGCUACAGGCAAUAAAGGAGGCGUUGCCAUCCGCCUGCUCUUCCACACCACCAGCAUCUGCUUCGUCUGCUCCCAUUUUGCUGCUGGCCAGUCACAGGUCAAGGAGAGGAACGACGACUACAGUGAGAUCACUCGCAGACUCACCUUCCCCAUGGGUCGUCUGCUGUACUCGCAUGACUACGUUUUCUGGUGCGGAGACUUUAACUAUCGAAUCAGCAUGCCCAAUGAGGAAGUGAAAGAGCUAAUCAAACAGCAAAACUGGGAUGCCUUGACAGCUGGGGACCAGUUGUUGGACCAGAAGAAUGCUGGUUUGGUUUUCCGAGGUUUUAUCGAGGGGAAGUUAGAUUUUGCCCCCACCUAUAAGUAUGACCUCUUCUCUGAAGAUUAUGACACCAGUGAGAAGUGCCGCACGCCAGCCUGGACUGACCGCAUACUCUGGAAGAGGAGGAAGUGGAACUUUGACAAAACAGCUGAGGAGAUGAAUGUAGUUGGGGCAGCUUCUUCAUCUGUGGACAAUGACGACGACCCAGCCAACCCCUGGAACCCUGGGACUCUGAAGUACUACGGCAGGGCUGAGCUUAAGACCUCUGACCACAGGCCCGUGGUGUCGAUAAUAGAUGUGGACAUCCUGGAGGUCGACCCAGAGGAGCGGCACCAGGUCUACAAAGAGGUCAUUGCCCUGCAGGGGCCUCCGGACGGCACCAUCCUGGUGUCACUCUGCUCCUCCGGCCCUGACGACUACUUCGAUGACCCACUCAUAGACGAGCUGCUGGACAAGUUUGCUAAUUUCGGAGAGGUCAUCCUCAUCAGGUUUGUCGAGGAGAAGAUGUGGGUGACUUUCCUGGAAGGUUACUCUGCUCUUGCUGCUCUUUCUCUCAGCGCUUCCACCGUCCUCGGCAAGAUGAUUGACAUCCGCCUGAAGAGUUCAGGCUGGAUUAAGAAUCUGGAGGACGAGAUGAGCGUGGAGAGGAUCUGUGGAAGCAUCCCCACCUCGGCCAGCUCCACCUUGCUUGCUGAGGACACGGACAUGGGCGACGAUGAUUAUGAUAUGGAAGGUGAUGUGGACGAGGAGGUGGAGGAUAUCCUUCCCCAGCACCUUCAGCCUGGAGCAGGCUCUGGCCCUGGAUCCUCCCCUCUCCCCUCCCCCCGCAGUAGUCCCUGUCCCUCCCCAACCCACGGAGAACCUGCCGCGCCCAGCAGGCCAGGUCGUGGAGGACAACCCUCCCGACCAUCACAAGGGCCUCCUGUUGACUUCCAGCCCGGUGCCCCCGGAUCUCAAGAGCCCAAACGCCCGCCUCCCCCUCGUCCCCAGGCUCCACCAGCCAGACCAGCACCCCCUCAACGCCCACCACCACCUUCAGGAGGCAUGAGCCCUCUGCCAGUUAGAAAGGACUCUGCAGACUGUGGUGAAAGUCCCAGCCCACUGUUUGCUAGGAGAGGCAGCCAAGGACCAAAAAGCCCCGCUCUUCCUCGGCCAGAGGCUGCUACAGCUCGAGGCCAGGUAGCAGUGGGAGCUCCUGGACCUGGAGGUGUUCCCAGACCGAACAUCCCUCCUCGAGCUGGGGUAAUCAGUGUGCCCACUCAGUCUCGUCCAGCACCUCCCUCCCACCCCGGAGCACCCAGACCCAUCCCAGAGGUGCAUCCCGGGGCCCCUCGGCCCAUCCCAGACACCCACCCUGGAGCUCCACGACCUGUGGCCAGUGGCCAGGUCAAACCGACUGACCUGCCUCUGGGUCCUCCUCCAAUGGAGCCCCCUGCAGCGAGACCCCAAGUUCCAUCACCCAUGCAGCAGCCCAUGCAGCAGCCCAUGCUGCCCCAACAAGCUGCCCCUCCAGCCCACUCCAACCUCCCACCACCGAUGCAGCCCUCACUUCAAGCUCCGCUCCUUCCACAGCAAGCUCCUAAAGUAGGGCACCCUCCUCCUGCCGCCGCCACCGCUGCUGCUGCCGCCCCUGCUGGUUCUCCACAAGGUCUAGCCUCUCCUAAACCCCCACCACGUUCCCGCUCCUCUCACGCUCUGCCACCUGAGACUGCCAAGACUGAGACGGCCCCAGCUGCACAGACUAAUGGACUGAACGGAAUCCAAAUAGAAGCACAAUGGAAGCCCGACCCCUUCGAUGCACUCGCUUCUGAUUUCCCAUCAUCCUCCUGGCACGCCACCCAGUCCCUGACAAGAGGCUCCUCUCUGCGUGCUCCCCCCUCCGUUCCUGCUGCGUCCGCGUCGUCCUCCAGCACUCUUCCUUUAUCCUUCUCCCUCCAGUCCUCCGCUCUGUCAGAUCUGCAGGCGCUCGAAUCGUCCUCCUCUUCCUCACUUUCCACCCCGUCGCCGUUCGCCUCCUCCCUGCUCCCGCCUCCUCCGGUCCCGUCUCGCUGCCGAUCGCACGAGACGCUGCGAGCCUCCCCCGGCCUCAUCCUGACCGACCCGCUCCCCGCCCGACCCAGCAGCACCAAUCCUUUCACCGGCCCGCUGGCACAGCAGCAGCACCGCUCGCUCACCCCGGACUUCAGCGUCCAGCGUCCCGCCGUGACGCCAAACAUGCAGAGGACCAUGUCUGCUUUCACUCAACCACUCAUCCCUACCCCUGCUGCUGCUGCUGCACCCGCCUCCCAGCUCCAGAGGACCAUGUCCCUGUUUGGUCCAUCGUCCACUUUUAAUCCUUCUCCUCUUAUCCCCCUCGCCCCGUCUCCUGCCCCCUCCUUGCCUCUGGCACCACCUUCCUCCAUCCCGCCCGUCCUCGCACCUCGCCGCCAGCCGCCUCCCCCAGGAGGGAAACCAACCCAGCAUUGGGUCACUUUUGAUGAUGAUUUGGAUUUUCAACGUCCAACCAAAACACCACCCGUCUUCCCUUCCAGCUCCCUAGCGUCCCAAACUCAGACUCAGCCCUCCCGCUCUGUGUUCGACUCAGAGCCCGACUGGUUAUCCUCGGUUCCUUCAGCAUUCCCAAUCCUCCCUCCUCCCAUCGCAACUAGAACUGUACCCAGUAACCCAAAUCUCCCAGAGGGACCCAGCGACGACUGCUUCUUCCCCAGGGAGUCAACAGAAAGAUAGGAUCACUCUUAAUAUGUAAAGGGCAUAUCCAGAUAUGUAUAGAUCUAUGAUAAAUGUGUAUAUGUGCGUGUGUAUGUACAAAAGAGACAGUAUUUAAGAAGUAUAGACCAAUCCCCCUUCUGAAUCACAGGAAAAAGGAUUUAUAUCUCAAGCAGUAACAUGAGAAGCGUAUGAGCCUAAACGUGUGUCACCACGGAUAUGUUUGCUUGUUCCCCCCUGAUAUUAGCAUUUAUUUUAAUAUGAAUCGUUCUGAUGUUUAUUUUUAUUCAUGGCGGCAGACACGUGCCUGCGUCUACAGUAUAUAUAAAGGACAUGUAUACGCACAAAUCACGUGUUUAACCACCUGUGCAAUAUCCUACAUUCGCUGACACACUGCGGUUCAUAUCCAUCAUUCUGACUGACCUGUACCUCAGAGCGGGAUUCUCAGAGUAGAGGAGUAAUCUUCUACCUUCUUCAGUUUACAUGUAGUAGAAAGGCUAUGCACUGCAGGUUUUUUACAUUUGCCCCCAAAAUAGAUUUUGUUGUACAUUUUUGUUUUGUUCUUUUGAGUCUGAGGGGUGCAAGUUUAAAAAGUCCUAGUGUGCGCUUGCUUUUAUCAUGAAUGUACUUUACGUUGCACUGGGUUUAGUCACAGUCAGUCAAACUGUUCACUGCCGCAGGACUGAUGCUCUGUAAUAUCUCAUCCACCUUGAUAGUAAGACAUUUUGUUCUCCCUAUUUGGUCAUCGUUCUUUGUCUAUGGGCUGUUAACGCUUAGCUUUAGCUCUAUAUCAUAACCUAUACGUACAUAGUGAUUAUGUAUAAAUGUAUGUUUUCAACAUGGAAACGACUCGCUUAAAUGUGCGCGUUUUGUGAUGACCAUCAUCAGUGGUUUGCACAAUGUAACUUGAUAUGCACUGAAAGGCCGUCUCUUGGUUGUAUUCUUACAGAAAUGAGAGCCUGCGGAUUGAACAGAUGACCGUUCCACCUCUCUGUAGUGUUUUGAUCCUUCUUGGUUUAUCCAAAGCGUUUUAACCACACUAUUGUAAAUUCAGAGAAUGUGGUGUUUUUUUGCGUGUGUGUAUACUUCUGUUGCUCUUAAGUACGAAGAUGGUGUGAUUUGGGGUCCGUGGACAUGGCAGCAGCAGCAAGGACAAGCCAUGCAUAAUAAUAAUAAUAAUAAUAACAAGAGGGCACAUUUUUUUUUUUACUUCAACUUUUGUUUAUCGCAAAAGUCAUGCUUUUAAUUUCUAAGAACAUUUACUCUAAAUAAUCUAUUGUUGAUACUGUGGUGAGAAGUAAUGUGUUGUGUUUGAGGUGCAUAUCGUCCGUUGUCGUGUUUUGACAGUGUUUGUGUUUGGAUGUGAGUGUGUGUACAGAGUUAAGAGUGGGAUAUCAGAGCUUUUUCCCCUGUGCACAUGGUGUAUUUGCUUACAGGUGUCUGAACUAACAGCCACUGUAUUCACUCGCUCAUGGCUGUAACUGUAUUUCCUCUCUCCAGCCUGCCAGGGGCUGUGGAGUGGCCUCACUGUAUGCGAAAAUGUUAACAAUACAACACAAAGGACUUUUUUUUUUCCCCACAAAGGGAGUGAGAAUUCUCCCCAGAGCAACUCUAGUAGAAGAUUAUUCACCACCUUGACUCAACUACACUGUACUGUAUGCUCAAAAGCAUCACCAGAUCAUUUCCAGUUGUUUGUUGUGUCCUUCCUUCACAGGCGACGUGUGGCCCACAUUCCAGACAGUAGUGUGAUUUGUGAGUGUUGGGUGUCAAACCCUCCUCAGCGUUUGCAGGUCCCACCUGUGAUAUGUAACCCAUAGCCAUUCCCUCCAGUUGAGAGUAAUUGUUACUGAGCCUUGCUGAUUUUGUUACCAUCCAUGAGGUGUGUGUGUGGUGUUGUCAGUGUCCGUAUUUCCCCCCUGUACUACCUUACAUCACUCUUUCACUGCUGUUGAGUUGUAUAGGUCAGCAUCAAUGCUGACGAUGAUGAGAUUUGCAAAAGGAUCAGUGAGAGUGCAAUCCUUCCUAACAUGACACAUGCCAGCUGUUGUAAUCUAAUCAGAUGUUGUUUCCCGCCCUCCCCCCGCCCCCCCCCAACC